Messenger RNA from Cyprinodon variegatus (sheepshead minnow), 6113 nucleotides. It is a transcript of the gene rims2, whose product is annotated as regulating synaptic membrane exocytosis 2. The record is from RefSeq and is a predicted model, not a curated record. NCBI's taxonomy places the organism in Eukaryota, Metazoa, Chordata, Actinopteri, Cyprinodontiformes, Cyprinodontidae. The coding region runs from base 224 to 5071 and encodes 1615 amino acids. Gene Ontology annotation, biological process: positive regulation of synaptic transmission; intracellular protein transport; calcium ion-regulated exocytosis of neurotransmitter. The transcript is spliced from 32 exons. Gene Ontology annotation, cellular component: cytoskeleton of presynaptic active zone; presynaptic membrane. Gene Ontology annotation, molecular function: small GTPase binding; transmembrane transporter binding.
UCCAUUUUUGUGCAUUUAAGAAAUCUCCAAGAAUUACCAAACUGGAGGAAAGCGAGCAAAACAGAGUGACAGAGGGGGGUUCGGGGCUCCAAAGGGAAAGCCAACAAGGACGCGCUGGACAUCUCCUAUUGCAACAUGCGUGUGAAAGCCCUCUAAAGGAUGGCAGCGAUGGGUUAGACAGGAUUUACCAUGUCUGCUAAAUAAAAGCCACCGUUUUUAAAAGAUGUCUGCUCCACACGGGCCCCGGGGCGGCCCUGGCCCUGCUGCCGCCGCUGCUGCUCCCUCAGCGGCCGGCGCCAUGCCGGAGAUGCCGGACCUCAGCCACCUAACCGAGGAGGAGAGGAAGAUCAUCCUCGGUGUCAUGGAACGACAGAAGAAGGAGGAGGCUAAGGAGCAGACUAUGUUAAAGAUCAAAGAAGAAACAAAACCUCAACAAGCACAGUGGUUUCCCUUUAGUGGGAUCACUGACCUGGUAAAUAAUGUUCUUCAGCCUCAGCAAAAGUCCCAAAAUGACAAGAAGCCCGAACCAGAUCCGAAGUUACACCAGCAGUUUGAAUCGUAUAAGGACCAGGUUAAGAAGAUGGGGGAAGAGACUAAACCGGUUCAGGAGCAGAAGAGCGAAGCCCCAACCUGUGGAAUAUGCCACAAAACAAAAUUUGCUGACGGCUGUGGUCACAUCUGUUCAUAUUGCCAAACGAAAUUCUGUGCUAGGUGCGGAGGACGUGUGUCUCUGCGGUCAAACAAGGAGGACAAAGUGGUUAUGUGGGUAUGCAACUUGUGCCGAAAACAACAAGAAAUCCUCACUAAAUCAGGAGCGUGGUUCUACGACUCGGAGCCCGGUCAGGUGCGUGGCGUGUUUGAGGGUGGGCCACAGGGAAAAAAGGCCAAACUACACGACCCAUCCCUGUAUGCCCACCAGGGAGCCUCAGGGGACUUGACACCAGCGUCAGACAGAAGCAGACCUCGCGGCGGGCUCCUGUCCAGACAGGCGUCCCUUGACAAUGGAACAGGGCUGAGAUACUCGGGGCCCAGCGAUUCACCUACAGACAGGAAAAGAAGCCCAUCUGCAUCCAGGGAUCCAAACCAAAAAUACGACCAAAGGGAGGGGGGCGACCACCCACAGUAUGCACCCACAGACGGCAGUAUGCCCAGAUCACCGUCAGACUAUGGCGAUGGGGACCCACGGCGGGUUCCGCAGGGCCCACACAUAUUCCCAGAUGUCAAUGCGAUGCGAAUGGGCUACAGGGACCGUCGGGGUCCUGGCCGUUGGCAUUCCCAGGAAUAUCCACUUGACCAAGAGCUAGAUGGACCGCCGAGUGACUUUGACCUCCAGCGUCAGCGUCAGGAGGAGUUUCAAGCGCGGUAUCGCAGUGAUCCAAACCUGGCACGCUAUCCUGUAAAGCCUCAACCUUACGAAGAGCAAAUGAGAAUGCACGCUGAAGUGGGGCGGCUGAGGCAUGAACGUCGCCAUAGUGAUGUCUCCUUAGCCUACACAGAACAGGAUGACCCUGGCCCUAUUAGAUUGUCUCGUCAGCAUCUCACCGAGCGCAGGCCGCCUAUGGUAGGACAGCGCUCGUACUCUGUUGAUCGGUCUUCCCCAGGACCCAUUGGUCCUGGCUUUGGAAGUCACAGAAACUCCAACCGCAGCCCCCCAACGCCACAUCGGAGUCCUGUGCUUGGUGAUCGAUCAGGGGGGCUGCGAAGAGGAGACCUAGGGGAUCCUAUGAUGAGGCAGCAACACCAUUUGGACCCCAAUUCAGCUGUCCGCAAGACCAAGAGGGAGAAGAUGGAAAGUAUGCUAAGGAACGACUCUCUUAGCUCAGACCAGUCAGAGUCAGUGAGGCCCCCACCCCCGAAGCCCCAUAAAACCAAAAGGGGGGGAAAGAUGAGGCAGGUAUCACUGAGCAGCUCAGAGGAGGAGCUGGCCACAACGCCGGAGUACACGAGCUGUGAGGAUGUGGAGAUUGAGAGUGAGUCAGUCAGUGAAAAAGGGGAGAGUCAAAGGGGAAAAAGAAAAACUAUUGAGCAGGCAUUUAUAUCCGAGCCGACACACACCUUAUCUGAGAGGCAAAAGAAAAUGGUGCGCUUUGGGGGACACUCAUUUGAAGAGGACUUGGCGUGGUGUGAACCACAGGUUAAAGACUCGGGAGUUGAUACGUGCAGUAGCACUACCCUAAACGAGGAGCAUAGCCAUAGUGAGAAGCACCCUGUGACAUGGCAGCCAUCCAAAGACGGAGAUCGCCUUAUUGGUCGUAUUUUGCUCAACAAACGUAUGAAAGAUGGAAGCGUGCCUCGAGACUCAGGAGCUCUACUUGGUCUAAAAGUAGUUGGAGGCAAGAUGACAGAAUCUGGGAGGCUUUGUGCUUUUAUCACUAAAGUCAGGAAAGGAAGUCUUGCGGACACAGUUGGACACCUCAGGCCGGGUGACCAGGUUCUGGAGUGGAACGGCCGGAUUUUACAAGGAGCUACAUUCAAAGAAGUUUACAAUAUCAUAUUAGAAUCCAAGCCUGAGCCUCAGGUAGAGCUGGUGGUCUCACGGCCCAUAGGAGAUGUUCCAAGGAUACCUGACAGCACACAUGCACAAUUGGAAUCAAGUUCAAGCUCUUUUGAGUCUCAAAAGAUGGAUCGGCCCUCAAUCUCUGUCACAUCCCCGAUGAGUCCCAGUUUGCUGCGGGACGCCCCACAGUACCUGUCAGGACAGCUCUCAAGCCAAAGCCUUAGUAGAAGAACAACGCCUUUUACCCCUAGGGUCCAGGUCAAACUCUGGUAUGACAAAGUGGGUCAUCAGCUUAUUGUAACUAUUCUGGGUGCCAAAGACUUGCCACCAAGGGAAGAUGGCCGUCCCAGGAACCCUUAUGUCAAAAUCUACUUCCUGCCUGACAGAAGUGAUAAAAGCAAGAGGAGAACAAAAACAGUAAAGAAAUCCUUAGAGCCCAAAUGGAAUCAGACCUUUAUGUAUUCGCCGGUCCACCGGCGGGAGUUCCGCGAGCGAAUGCUGGAGAUCACGCUGUGGGACCAGGCCCGGGUCAGGGAAGAGGAGAGUGAAUUCUUGGGAGAGAUCCUCAUCGAGUUGGAGACGGCUCUCUUGGACGACGAACCUCACUGGUACAAGUUGCAAACACACGACGUGUCAUCCAUGCCACUGCCACGUGCCUCCCCAAAUUCCCAACGCAGGCAGCUCCACGGCGAGAGCCCAACGCGGCGGCUGCAGAGAUCCCAGCGGAUAAGUGACAGCGAGAUAUCAGACUAUGAUUGUGAGGAUGGAGUAGGAGUUAUAACAGAUUAUCGGCCAAACGGCAGAGACUUCCGGAGCUCCACGCUGUCUGUCCCGGAGCAGAUCAUGUCGUCUAACCACUGCUCUCGGUCGGCUGACAUAAACCGGGCUCGGUCGCGCUCUCCUAGUGUUCCACCAACCUCCAGCCGCAACCAUGGUGUGUACCCAAUCUGCAGAGAGGAAGCAGUCAGGUUACUGCGUUCCACUCGGAUGACCCGUGCCCAUUCAGAGGGCACCUACUCCUCCAACUUUGACUAUGAGAGGAACCACGGAUCCAUGGAUAGACACGAGUUUCACAGCAGGUCCCGCUCUGCCGACCAGCGACCCACUAUAGAACGCCUCUCAUCCCGCUCUCGCUCUUCUGAACGCCCCCACGACUCUUCCCUCAUGAGGUCGAUGCCAUCUCUGCCAUCUGGGAGGUCCGCACCCCCCUCCCCUGCCAUGACGAGGGCACAUCCUCGCAGUGGAUCUGUCCAGACCAGUCCCACCAGUACUCCCAGUAGACGAGGGCGACAACUCCCACAGCUUCCACCCACAGGCACAGAUAGAAAAGACACGGGCUCACCCAGUUGGACGAACUCAGGUAUGGACAUGGAGCAGAAGACCAGAAACAUGAAAUUAAAGUUGAACAAGUACAAGCAGGGAGCCAGCUCCGACUCCAGACUUGAACAAGACUACCCCAAGCGCUCAGGCAGAGACCCACGGGCCGCUGACAACCUGUCAGCCAAGUCAUCGGACAGCGAUGUAAGCGACGUGUCCGCUGUAUCGAGAACCAGCAGUGCCUCUCGGUUCAGCAGCACGAGCUACAUUUCUGUCCAAUCAGAAAGACCGCAAGGAAACCGCAAGAUCCGUGACUUUGCAUCCAAAAUGAAAAACAGGCAGAUGGGCACUUCCGGUGGGGUGAACAUGACCAAGAGCACAAGCAUCAGCGGUGACAUGUGUAACCUGGAGAAGACGGACGGCAGUCAGUCGGACACGGCGGUGGGCACGGUAGGCACUGACGACAAGAAGAGGCGCUCCAGCAUUGGUGCCAAAAUGCAGGCCAUGGUUGGCAUGUCGCGCAAGAGCCGGAGCACCUCACAGCUCAGCCAAACAGAAGCAGGAGGCAAGAAGUUGCGCAGCACGGUCCAAAGGAGUACAGAGACGGGCCUGGCGGUGGAGAUGAGGAGCAGGAUGACUCGACAGGCCAGUCGGGAGUCCACUGAUGGGAGCAUGAACAGCUACAGCUCAGAGGGAAACCUCAUCUUCCCCGGUGUGAGGCUUUCCUCGGACGCUCAGUUCAGUGACUUCCUGGAUGGUCUGGGACCUGCCCAGCUGGUUGGACGUCAGACUUUGGCUACUCCACCAAUGGGCGACAUCCAAAUAGGCAUGGUGGAGAAAAAAGGAGCCCUGGAGGUCGAGGUCAUAAGAGCUCGUGGCCUUGUGGGCAAACCAGGAUCUAAGGCACUGCCAGCACCAUACGUAAAGGUCUACCUUUUGGAAAACGGAGCCUGCAUAGCCAAAAAGAAAACUAAAGUAGCAAGAAAAACGCUGGAUCCUCUCUACCAGCAGCAACUGCCGUUUGAGGAGAGUCCAGGAGGAAAAGUUUUACAGGUCAUUGUCUGGGGCGACUAUGGACGUAUGGACCAUAAAUCCUUCAUGGGAGCAGUCCAGAUCCUGUUAGACGACCUGGACCUGUCCAACAUGGUGAUUGGCUGGUACAAGCUCUUCCCUCCUUCCUCACUAGUGGACCCUACUCUGGCCCCACUGACAAGAAGAGCUUCCCAAUCCUCACUGGACAGUUUCUCUCGAUCAUAGCAGCGUGUGGACUAAUAGCGUUGUUGUAGCAGCCAGUGUUGCGAUUACAGGUCACGAGCCCCGGUUACACUGCAUGCUUGAUGUUGUGUCUUCUGAGCCUGUUUCUAGGGGCGCGAACGUGAUCCUGUGUUUUAAGCAAAAACGUUGCGCACAUUGUGCACGUGGCAAAGUGUGUUGCAAGCACCCAGCGGCAGGGAUUGCCAGGUGUUGUUGUCAUUCGGAAGAAGCCGGGAUGAACUCCUUAGCACGAGGAACUUCUCAGUUCCAGGUUUUCUUCCAAUUUGAAGCCAUGGGGGCCGACACUGGGAACUAAUAAAUGAGUUCAACAGUGGCCCCUUUAGAAUGAAAAAAAAAAAAUCAAUGAGUUGUUUUGAUUUUUUUUCUCUUUUCCGUUUCCUUUUUUCUUUUGUUUCUUUAAAUGUCUGCGGUACUUUUAUCUGAAUGGGGUGACGGUGUUCCCGAACACAUGCUUGGUCACACCAUGCCAACAAACGUAGCUAACAUGCAGUUGAGGAGACCAACAUUUUCCAAAGGGGGUGUGUUCGUGUGUCCUCCUACCUGCAAGAGAAAUGCAUUGCAUCCUCUGGGUCUAUGUGCAGACCUGCUGUUGCUGGUAAACCACCAGAUAAUCAGGGGCAAAACUGAAGUGGCCUCCAACAACACCCCAAAAUAAACUGCACCAAUCCCAACCCCAUAAAGAGUACUACGGUAGUUUUUACUUCCUUUCUCUGCUGAAAAUCCUAUAAGAAUCCAAUUCUGAUAUUAUUUUCCCUUUCAGUUGAUUUGCAUGGGCACAAACUUAGCUGAAUAAAAAAAAAAAAAGAAUUCUAUUUAUUUUUUGAGGCUGUAACUUGCAAAAAAAAAAUGAAUAAAACUAAAAACAGAUCAGCCAUUUUCAACAAUUUAUAUUAUUUUUCAAGAAGAGUUUCACUAGUGCAUGGUUUUCAAAGGGAGUGAAUGCAACAUUGUGACAAAAAAAAAGACAGUUUAUCAUUCUUUUUAACCAUGAGUCAUAAGUCUGUGUUUUUAAAACAAUCAGAUU